Molecule: messenger RNA, 669 nt
Organism: Metarhizium robertsii ARSEF 23
Lineage: Eukaryota; Fungi; Ascomycota; Sordariomycetes; Hypocreales; Clavicipitaceae
Product: mitochondrial peroxiredoxin PRX1
Exons: 2
Coding region: 1-669 (222 amino acids)
Biological process (GO): cell redox homeostasis; cellular oxidant detoxification; cellular response to oxidative stress
Cellular component (GO): mitochondrion; cytosol
Molecular function (GO): peroxiredoxin activity
Source: RefSeq, a predicted model, not a curated record
AUGGCCGCCAACACCACCACGCUCCGUCUCGGCUCCAAGGCCCCCGACUUCACUGCCGACAGCAACGUCGGCAAGAUUGAAUUCCACAAGUACAUCGAGGGCAGCUGGGCCAUCCUCUUCUCGCACCCGCAGGACUUCACGCCCGUGUGCACCACGGAGCUCGGCGCCUUUGCCAAGCUCGAGCCCGACUUCACCAAGCGCGGCGUCAAGCUGCUCGGUCUGUCGGCCGACACCACCGACAGCCACGCCACCUGGAUCAAGGACAUUGCAGAGGUCACGGGCGGAAACGUCAAGUUCCCCAUCCUUGCCGACCCCGACCGUGUCGUGUCCAACCUGUACGACAUGAUCGACUACCAGGACCCCACCAACAUCGAUAGAAACUCCCUCCCCUUGACCAUCCGAUCCGUCUUUUUCAUUGACCCCAAGAAGACCAUCCGCACCAUCCUCUCCUACCCUGCCUCCACCGGCCGCAACGCCGCCGAGGUGCUGCGCAUCGUCGACUCCCUCCAGGCCGGCGACAAGCACAAGAUCGCCACCCCCAUCGACUGGCAGCCCGGCCAGGACGUCAUUGUCGCCAACAGCGUCAAGGACCCCGAGGCCAAGGAGCUGUUCCCCAACCUCCGCAUCAUCAAGCCCUACCUCCGAUACACUGCUCUCCCCAAGGCUUAA